This is a messenger RNA of Pisolithus orientalis, 231 nucleotides long. RefSeq lists its product as uncharacterized. The annotation marks the transcript as partial. The transcript has a single exon. Lineage: Eukaryota; Fungi; Basidiomycota; Agaricomycetes; Boletales; Pisolithaceae. The record is from RefSeq and is a predicted model, not a curated record.
CCAGAACUCAUUGAGUGCACCCAGUGCUAUCUAUAUGACCAACUCAACCCCAAUGCAGAGAUGUCUGGAGCCCAUGUCAGUCUUUGUCAAUGUCCAUCCUUUGAUGGUGACAUCGAGGUGUUUAACUCUGCAUCAGCCACCUGCUAUGCACCAAGCAAUCAUUCAGGACAUGGCAGAAUGCACUGCGAUGUCAUAUGCUGUAUACCAUGGUGGCAGGGUGGGUCAGCAUGA